CCUCCUCCCUGUCCCCUGCAGGCAGGCGGCGGCAGGAGCAUGGAGGUGUCGGCGGGCGUGUGGGCGCUGGUGCUGGUGCUGGCGCUGGUGCCACUGCUCUAUGAGCUGAGCGGCUCCUUCCGCUUCGUGGUCAAGAUGGCCUUCUACAAUGGCUGGAUCCUGCUGCUGGCCGCCUUCGCCCUGCCCCUCUGCGCCGUGCGCGGCCGCUCCGUUGAGAACAUGAAGAUCCUGCGGUCCAUGCUGCAGCACGUGAAGCACCUGUACGGCAUCCGCAUGGAUGUUCGGGGCCUGGAGCACUUCGACCUCAAGGAGCCCUAUGUUGUCGUCUCCAACCACCAGAGCUCCCUCGACCUGCUCGGCAUGAUGGAGGUCCUGCCAGACCGGUGCGUGCCCAUCGCCAAGCGUGAGCUUCUCUACAUGGGUACCGUGGGGCUGGCCUGCUGGCUGGGCGGCAUCAUCUUCAUCAACCGCCAGAAGACGGACGAUGCCAUCUCUGUCAUGGCUGAGGCUGCCCGCACCAUGCUACGCGAGGACGUGCGGGUGUGGGUGUUCCCCGAGGGCACCCGCAACCACAACGGCUCCAUGCUGCCCUUCAAGCGCGGCGCUUUCCAUCUGGCUGUGCAGGCGCAGGUGCCGGUGGGGCCCAUCGUGAUCUCAUCCUACCAGGACUUCUACAACAAGAAGGAGUGGAGGUUCACUUCGGGGUCUGUCAUGCGCCAGUAUUGGGUGGUUUCUGAUUGGCCAUCAUGA
This is a messenger RNA of Alligator sinensis (Chinese alligator), 750 nucleotides long. It is a transcript of the gene AGPAT1, whose product is annotated as 1-acylglycerol-3-phosphate O-acyltransferase 1. Gene Ontology annotation, biological process: phosphatidic acid biosynthetic process. The record is from RefSeq and is a predicted model, not a curated record. Bases 40 to 750 code for a protein of 236 amino acids. Lineage: Eukaryota; Metazoa; Chordata; Crocodylia; Alligatoridae. Gene Ontology annotation, cellular component: endoplasmic reticulum; membrane. Gene Ontology annotation, molecular function: 1-acylglycerol-3-phosphate O-acyltransferase activity. The transcript is spliced from 6 exons.